Molecule: messenger RNA, 926 nt
Organism: Mandrillus leucophaeus (drill)
Lineage: Eukaryota; Metazoa; Chordata; Mammalia; Primates; Cercopithecidae
Gene: CDKL4
Product: cyclin-dependent kinase-like 4
Biological process (GO): intracellular signal transduction; protein phosphorylation
Cellular component (GO): cytoplasm; nucleus
Molecular function (GO): ATP binding; MAP kinase activity
Source: RefSeq, a predicted model, not a curated record
AGUUGCUGAUGGAGUGAUCAAAAGUGUAUUAUGGCAAACACUUCAAGCUCUUAAUUUCUGUCAUAUACAUAACUGUAUUCACAGAGAUGUAAAACCUGAAAAUAUUCUAAUAACUAAGCAAGGAAUAAUCAAGAUUUGUGACUUUGGGUUUGCAAGAAUUCUGAGUUGGACUUCAUCUUUCUCUGUUGCCUCCCUGAUUGGCUUAAUAGUUGACCUUCUGGAUUCUUUUUCUGUCAAAUCAGAGAUUAUCUCUUGGCUUGGAUCCAUUGCUGUUCCAGGAGAUGCCUACACGGAUUAUGUAGCUACGAGAUGGUACCGAGCUCCUGAACUUCUUGUGGGAGAUACUCAGUGUGGUUCUUCAGUAGAUAUAUGGGCUGUUGGUUGCGUUUUUGCAGAGCUCCUGACAGGCCAGCCACUGUGGCCUGGAAAAUCAGAUGUGGACCAACUUUAUCUGAUAAUCAGAACACUAGGAAAAUUAAUCCCAAGACAUCAAUCAAUCUUUAAAAGUAACCGGUUUUUCCACGGCAUCAGUAUACCUGAACCAGAAGAUAUGGAAACUCUUGAGGAAAAGUUCUCAGAUGCUCAUCCUGUGGCUCUGAACUUCAUGAAGGGGUGUCUGAAGAUGAAUCCAGAUGACAGAUCAACCUGUUCCCAACUCCUGGAGAGCUCCUACUUUGAUUCUUUUCACGAGGACCAAAUUAAAAGAAAAGCGCGUAAUGAAGGAAGAAACAGCAGACGCCAGCAGGUACUUCCGCUCAAAAGUUAAAGUGCUAUAAAAAGAAUUCCUUUUUUGUUUUUGUUUGUCUGCCUUUCAAAGUGAGACAAGGUGGACACCAAGACCUUUCGUUUGUACUGGUGUAGUUGUAUUUGUCUAGCUUAAUAAAUAUUGGUAAUUGAUGUAAUAAAACCAUAGAACUAUGAAAAUA